Saccoglossus kowalevskii is the source of this 701-nucleotide messenger RNA. RefSeq lists its product as uncharacterized. The record is from RefSeq and is a predicted model, not a curated record. Lineage: Eukaryota; Metazoa; Hemichordata; Enteropneusta; Harrimaniidae.
AUGCCCUUUGAACUCAAUAUACCUAUUGCAAAGAAUUACUUUGUGUAUCAAGUGAAUUCGGUGUACGGUUAAAACUAUAGCUGUAUUUCCAUUCGCCCCAAGGUUAAAUUGAAAGCCAUUCAUCGCUAUAGACGUAGACUGGACGAAUUUGUUCCCUAUUAAAAACUGUACUUUCAAGGACUAUUAGACGGUAUCAAGAUGGCACAAGCUCCCCCGCCGUAUCAGGGUUACCCGCCACCACAACAAGGCUACCCACCACCACAACAAGGCUACCCGCCGCCACAACAAGGCUACCCACCACAGCAGCAGCAAAUGGGCAUGAUGUCUAACAAUACUGUUGUGGUAGCUGCAGCAGCUCCUGCACCCCAAACAACAAUCAUACAAAAUCAGCGAAAACGAGGGGUAAAUCAUUGUUUACAUUGCGUUAUAACAUUCUUCUUCUUUCCAUGGAUAAUUGUAUGGAUAUGUUUGUGUAUCUGUGAUGAUUCUUAAAGGAAAGGUUUUAAAUCAUGGACGUUAAGGGAAGUGUUCUGCAAAUGUUGAAAAUAUUCUAAAAUAUCUGAGUAUGAACAAGCAGACAGGAUAUAUUUAAACGGGACUUUAUUAACCAAGAAAUUGUGAAACCACGGUCAGCCGUAAAUAUAGUAAAUAGUUGAAAUAAAAUAAAGUAACAAAUAAAAUAAAACGAAAUAAUAUAAGUA